AUGGCUUUUCGCAUUCGAUCAAUCGAUUUAGCACCCGAUCAAGUUUGGUAUCUUCAAUUAGUGUGUCUAAAGAAAGAACUGCUUGUGAUUAAGGAACAAUUGCAAGAUCAAGUCGGCGAACGUCUCACAUGGUUAACAUUCGGUAAUUAUCUUUCUGUUCUUCAUAAACCCGAGCAAGCUUUUGAUUAUUAUCAAUACCUGUUAUACCAUUUGGAUCAAAAACAUCCAGCUCGAGCUUCAAUCAGUAAUAAUAUGGGUGUUGUAUUGGCUCGUAAUAAUCAACAUACUCAAUCUGUUUUUUACUACGAGCAAGCACUCGCUUUGACGAAAGAUGACGAUACAAGAGUCGAUGAUAAAGUGUGCGAUUCGAUAGUAAGUACGAAUCGUUCUGCAUUUGGUCGAAUUCUUGAACAAUAUAAAGAGACAUUGACAGAUUUGAUUGAUCCACUAUCUCAGGAUAUUUGUCGAGAGACUAUAUCAUUCAUUCGUAAAAAACUAUAG
Molecule: messenger RNA, 501 nt
Organism: Rotaria sp. Silwood1
Lineage: Eukaryota; Metazoa; Rotifera; Eurotatoria; Philodinida; Philodinidae
Source: the annotation of a GenBank genome assembly